Molecule: messenger RNA, 1616 nt
Organism: Perca fluviatilis (European perch)
Lineage: Eukaryota; Metazoa; Chordata; Actinopteri; Perciformes; Percidae
Exons: 5
Coding region: 13-945 (310 amino acids)
Source: RefSeq, a predicted model, not a curated record
AAAUUAUUUGAUAUGUCUUUUUCCCCUCUUAAAUCUCAGGAGCAUUUCUUCGAUCCAGCAUCACACUCUGGGUUUUUGGAGAUGAGACUUCGCAAUAUCCGCCGGAAGCUAGAAGAAGGCCAGCGGCGUUACAGUAGACACAAGAGGUGCCGAGAUGUUGAAGAGAUGUCAAGUUCUGUGCAGGAUGAAGGGGACGGCAGCGAAAUCAGAGAGUUCAUCAACCUGAUGAAAAGGCUGAGGCCUUCUGCAGAAAACAUGUCCUCAAUCAAAUCAGCGAUGCAGAAAACAUUCACCUGGCGCAGAUCGUGGAUAUCCAAACAUUCACCCACCAUGGAGGAAAUCUUGCAAGAGUAUCCACGCUUCUUGGAUAUACCAACACUGCUUGAUACAGAGUUUGGUAAAAUGCAUCAAGGAAAGGGGGACCUGUUCCUAAGGCGGUGGGAGGCCAGCAUCAUGCCGAAGCUGAAAGCUGUUGCCGCCAGGGAGAAGGGUGAUGUUGCAUCUCUUGUUGAAGGGAUGGAAGACCAAACUGAUGAUGAGAAGUGCUACAUUUAUUUGCAGCAAGCCGCUGUAGCAUCAAGUCUCGCGAUUACACAACUCAUUGAUUUUGUGCCGGCAGGAAGUACCAUUGCCUCCCUCUACAAUGCAUCCCAGGAUCCAGCACAGAGCACACAGCCACAACUAGUCUGCAUUGGUCAUCUAAGGGGAGGGUCACAGCAGUAUGUCAUUGUGGGCAAGUCUGACAAGAUUGCUAUCCCCUUGGAUGAAGGCCUGGCAUGUGCUGUGGACAAGCUCUUCAAGCUCUACUGGGUAUGCAACCUGGCCUACCCAGCCCCGCUCAGCUCUGUGUUCUCAUUCGUCGAGUACAUUUACAACUUACCCAUGUCAACAAACAGGAGAGCAAAGGUAUUGGAGCUCAUUUCAAAAGUCAAGUCUAUUAAUUAGAUCCCACCAAAAUGUACAGUUGUCCAAAAUGUCCGUCAAGAUUCACACUGAUAAAGAAACUGAUUUGGCACCUUCGUGAAAUACAUGCAUUGUCAGAGGGAUUGGAGUUCACACUUACUUGCAGCCAAGAUGGUUGUCCAAGGACAUACCACAGCAUUAAUUCAUUUACCAAGCACCUUUCUAGAGAGCACCAAAUAGCAAGUACCACAGUUGUUGAACCUUCUCUUCAGACCUUCCCAACAUUUACUGACUUCCCAGGGACCAUCGACACUACACCUCUAGAGGAAAACAUAGCUGAGCCUUCUGAGGGGUUUAAACUUCUUUCUUCAAGUGACAGUGCAGCCUCAUUUGUGGCAAAAAUGUAUGCUGGAUCAAAUGUAACAUUAAUGGAUGUAACAAGAACUGUAACUUGUGUUAAAGAACUUGUGGAAACAACUGUAGCUACAUUACAAAAUUCGGUUUCAUCGGUGUUCAAUAAUCUGGAGGUACCACAUGACCAUGAACUUGUGCAACCAUUAAUGGAACAGUUUGAAAGUGCCAAACACAUGUUUGAUGACAUAGACACUCCUUUUAAAAUGAAUACACAUUUUUCAGAAAAAUCUCAUCUUGUCAAGCCAAAGGAACUUUUCCUUGGUCACAGGGCAGAUACUGUACGGAAACAGGGACAAAUG